Molecule: messenger RNA, 992 nt
Organism: Mytilus trossulus (common blue mussel)
Lineage: Eukaryota; Metazoa; Mollusca; Bivalvia; Mytilida; Mytilidae
Exons: 8
Coding region: 33-992 (319 amino acids)
Source: RefSeq, a predicted model, not a curated record
UUGAAGUUACAUGUUUUCAAUUUUUGUACAAAAUGUAUACAAUAAUUAUUAUCUGUCUGACAACUUUAAGGAUUAUUGCUUAUGAAAAUCAUUCCAAAAGAGACGAAAUGAUAUGUACUUUGAUAGAUGGACAAAAAGAUAAACUGUUAUGUAAAAGAGGGACAAGUGUAGAAAUUGACAAAAUAUGGAUGGACAACAUAACCAUAUGUGCUUUUGGUAAUUCUUUAACAACUAUCACUUUAAGAGGAAAACUUAAUAUAUCAUGUCCUCUAAAGUAUGUGUGCGACGUGACAUAUCAACGACGUCCCGGAAUUGAAACAUUUCAAUCGUUGAAGAUACGUUAUCAGUGUAAAGUUAUAGAUGACAGCACUACACCAAGUGGUGAACUUAGUACGGAAUUUCAUGGUGGCAGUAGUUUACCAGGUAAUGAAUUUAGUACCGAUGUUCAAGAUGACAACAAUACACCAAUUGAUGAACUUAGUACGGAACUUCAAGAUACGCAUGGUGGGAGUAGUUUACCAGGUGAAUCCUUUAGGACGGAUGUUCAAGGGGUUCCAAUGUAUGCUUUCAUUAUUGGAGGAAUGGUAGCAGUUGUUAUCAUCACAUGUAUUAUUGUGGGAGUUAUUCGCUUAAGAAGACGCAAUGUGCAAAGAAAUGGAAGGAAAAACAUUCAGGGAAAAAUGAAUCCAACAAAUGAUACCACUCAGGAGCAAGAAGCUAAUUUGAUGAAUUCACCUGACUCUGUGCAUAUGCCAGCAUCACAUGCAGUUAAUUUGGUAGUCUCGACAGAUGCGUCAAAUACGUAUUCACAUCUUCGCAACACUGAAGAGGACCCUGACGUCAUGUAUGACCAUACAGUCCGCCAUAAUGUCCAUAUGACCUGCGAUGGUGAUUACGGAAUUGCACACAGGAGAAUUACAGAGGAUGACUACGAUGUGUCUGGGAACUUUCGUCAUUCCUUCAACAACAAGGAAGGACCUGUUUACAACUAA